GAAAGUAUAUAUGUAUGGCCAUGCAUGCCAUAAGCUGCUGAUAACAUCUCUUCUCUGUAAAACAUGACGAUUGCUCACUCUUGGAGGAGGUGCACUGUGAGGCAAUGAGUGGCAAUUGUGGAGUAAAUCAGAAAGAAAGUAUGUGUGUGUAAUGUGGUCUCUCUAGUGAAGAUUUGUGAAAAAGGAAUCAAAUAUGGCUUUUGAACCUUUGAUUUGGUAUUGUCAGCCGGUAGCAAAUGGGGUAUGGGCCAAAGCAGUAAAUAGUGCUUUUGGCUCAUACACACCUUGUGCAAUUGACUCGCUAGUAAUCUGUAUAUCUCAUUUGGUUCUACUUGGCCUUUGCUCUUAUCGAAUAUGGUUGAUUAAGAAUAAUACCAAUGCCAACCGGUUUCGCUUGAGGUCGAAUUACUAUAAUUAUAUCUUGGGGCUGUUGUCUGGUUAUUGCACUGUUGGGCCUUUAUUAAGGUUGGUGAUGGAUUUUUCAAUCUUUAACCUGGAUGGGCAGAUCGGGUUUGCACCUUUUGAGAUAAUUGCUUUGAUCAUCGAAGCUCUUGCUUGGUGUGCCAUGGUGAUAAUGAUUGGCUUGGAAACUAAAAUCUACAUUCGGCAAUUUCGGUGGUAUGUACGGUUUGGAGUCAUUUAUGUUUUGACAGGAGAUGCCGUGCUGCUCAAUCUUAUUCUUUCAGUGAGGGGUUAUAACAGUAGAUCUCCACUGUUUUUGUACAUCAGUACAGUUUGCUGCCAGGUCUUAUUUGGAAUUCUUCUUGUUGCUUAUGUUCCUAAGCUGGAUCCUUAUCCGGGAUACAUUAUGAUGCAAGCCGAGUCUCUUGACAAUGUUGAAUAUGAAGCACUUCCUGGAGAAGAAAAAAUUUGUCCUGAGAGGCAUGCCAAUAUAUUUGCCAGAAUAUAUUUUGGGUGGUUGACUCCACUCAUGCAGCAAGGUUACAAAAAACCUAUCACUGAAAGAGAUGUUUGGAAGCUAGACACAUGGGAUCAGACCGAGACACUUAUUACAAAGUUCCAGAGAUGCUGGAUCGAGGAAUUGCAAAAGUCAAACCCAUGGCUUUUAAGAGCAUUGAAUAAUAGCCUUGGUGGAAGGUUUUGGUGUGGAGGCUUCUUCAAGAUUGGAAAUGAUCUUUCUCAAUUCGUGGGACCAAUUCUUUUGAAUCGUCUCUUAGAGUCAAUGCAACGAGGUGAUCCAGCUUGGAUUGGUUACAUGUAUGCCUUCUCAAUUUUUGUUGGGGUGUCACUUGGCGUGCUAUGCGAGUCUCAGUAUUUUCAGAAUGUUAUGCGUGUUGGUUUUCGGCUGAGGUCAACUUUGGUGGCUGCUGUAUUCCGCAAAUCUUUAAGACUAACCCAUGAGGGUCGCAAGAAGUUCUCGUCUGGCAAGAUAACCAAUAUGAUGACAACUGAUUGUAAUGCACUGCAGCUAAUCUGUCAACAACUUCACGGAUUAUGGUCAGCUCCAUUUCGUAUCAUCGUAGCUAUGCUUCUUCUUUACCAGCAACUAGGUGUUGCUUCACUUCUUGGAUCACUACUGCUAGUUCUCAUGGUCCCUAUACAGACCAUUGUGCUUAGCAAAAUGCGGAAACUGACCAAGGAAGGACUGCAGUGGACUGACAAGAGAGUCGGCCUCAUGAAUGAGAUCUUGGCAGCCAUGGACACUGUGAAAUGUUACGCAUGGGAGACAAGCUUCCAAUCUAGAGUUCAAAGCAUAAGGGAUGAUGAGCUGUCUUGGUUUCGCAAAGCACAAUUACUAUCUGCUUUGAACAGCUUUAUACUGAACAGCAUCCCAGUUGUUGUAACGGUGACUUCUUUUGGGUUGUUUACUUUGCUUGGUGGGAAUUUGACCCCAGCACGGGCAUUUACAUCACUUUCACUGUUUACAGUGCUGCGAUUUCCUUUGAACAUGCUUCCUCUCUUAUUAAGUCAGGUUGUAAAUGCUAAUGUGUCAUUACAACGCUUGGAGGAACUAUUCUUAGCUGAGGAGCGAGUUCUACAGCCAAAUCCACCUCUUGAACCAGGGCUUCCAGCAAUCUCUAUUAAGGAUGGCUACUUUUCAUGGGAUUCAAAGGCAGAUAAGCCCUCAUUAUCAAAUAUCAAUUUGGACAUACCAGUUGGCAGCUUAGUUGCAGUUGUUGGCGGUACGGGAGAAGGAAAGACAUCAAUAAUUUCGGCAAUGCUGGGGGAGCUGCCUCCUGUGGGAGAUACUACUGUUGUUAUCAGAGGAACAGUUGCCUAUGUACCGCAAGUUUCAUGGAUUUUCAAUGCUACUGUGCGUGAAAAUAUAUUGUUUGGCUCAGAAUUUGAAGCUGCACGAUACUGGAAGGCCAUUGACGUAACCGCAUUACAGCACGAUCUUAACUUACUUCCUGGCUGUGAUCUCACAGAGAUUGGUGAAAGGGGGGUUAAUAUUAGUGGUGGGCAAAAGCAGAGAGUGUCCAUGGCCAGGGCUGUCUAUUCAAAUUCCGACAUAUACAUAUUUGAUGACCCUCUAAGUGCUCUUGAUGCUCAUGUUGCUCGACAGGUUUUUAAUAGCUGCAUAAGGGAAGAACUGCGUGGAAAAACCCGAGUUCUUGUCACAAACCAGCUACAUUUCCUCCCUCAGGUGGAUAGGAUUAUCCUGGUCUCUGAAGGCAUGGUCAAAGAGGAUGGAACCUUUGAGGAGCUAUCAAAAAAUGGUGUUCUAUUUCAGAAACUAAUGGAAAAUGCUGGGAAAAUGGAAGAACAAGAGGAAGAAAAGGAAGAUGGUAAAAAAUACGAUCAGAAAAGCUCUGAACCAGCUUCAAGUGGGGUAGAGAAUGAGCUUUCAAAAGAUGCAAUCUAUAAAAAGAAAGGGAAAGGAGGGAAAUCUGUGCUUAUUAAACAAGAAGAACGAGAGACAGGUGUUGUUAGCUUGAACGUUUUGGUGAGGUACAAAGAUGCAGUAGGAGGUCUAUGGGUUGUUUUGAUACUCUUUAUGUGCUAUUUGCUAACGGAAGUUCUUCGAGUUUCAAGUAGCACAUGGUUAAGUGUUUGGACAGAUCAAAGUGCUUCCGAGAAUUAUAGACCAGGCUACUACAUUCUUAUUUAUGCACUUCUUUCAUUUGGCCAGGUAGCUGUGACGCUUGCAAACUCCUAUUGGUUGAUCAUUUCCAGUCUUCAUGCUGCCAAAAGCUUGCAUGAUUCCACGCUAAAGUCUGUUCUACGAGCUCCAAUGUUAUUCUUCCACACUAAUCCAACUGGACGGAUAAUCAAUAGGUUUGCAAAGGAUCUAGGUGAUAUAGAUCGCAAUGUCGCAAACUCUAUGAAUAUGUUUAUGGGCCAAGUGUGGCAGCUUCUUUCAACUUUUGUUCUGAUUGGCACUGUAAGCACCAUAUCCCUGUGGUCCAUAAUGCCGCUUCUGAUCUUCUUUUAUGCAGCCUAUCUAUAUUAUCAGAGCACAUCCCGUGAAGUGAAACGCUUGGAUUCCAUUACCAGAUCUCCUGUUUACGCACAAUUUGGAGAAGCGUUAAAUGGUUUGUCAACUAUACGAGCAUACAAAGCAUAUGACCGGAUGGCUAACAUUAAUGGGAAGUCUAUGGAUAAUAAUAUCAGAUUCACUCUUGUGAAUAUUAGUUCAAAUCGUUGGCUCACCAUAAGGUUGGAAACAUUAGGAGGCCUCAUGAUUUGGUUGACAGCAACCUUUGCUGUCUUGCAGAAUGCUAGACAGGAAAAGCAGGUGGCCUUUGCAUCUUCGAUGGGUCUACUUCUUAGUUAUACUUUGAAUAUAACAAAUCUGCUGAGUGGUGUUCUGAGACAAGCAAGUAGGGCUGAAAAUAGUUUAAAUUCAGUUGAGCGUGUUGGCACAUAUAUAGAUUUGCCUUCUGAGGCUCCAUCUGUCAUUAAGAGCAACCGUCCCCCACCUGGUUGGCCUUCAUCAGGAUCAAUUACAUUUGAGGAUGUUGUCUUGCGUUACAGGCCUGAACUUCCUCCAGUCUUGCAUGGAUUGUCCUUUACAGUUCCUCCAAGUGAGAAGUUGGGAAUAGUCGGAAGAACCGGUGCUGGGAAAUCUAGCAUGCUUAAUGCAUUAUUUCGGAUUGUAGAAAUGGAAAGAGGAAGAAUUUUAAUUGAUACUUGUGACAUUGCUAAGUUUGGACUGACGGAUUUGCGGAAAACUCUUAGUAUCAUACCACAAUCACCAGUUCUUUUCUCAGGAACUGUACGAUUUAAUCUUGAUCCUUUCAGUGAAAACAAUGAUGCUAACCUUUGGGAGGCUUUAGAAAGGGCACAUCUAAAGGAUGUCAUAAGGAGGAAUUCUUUUGGCCUGGAUGCUGAGGUCUCAGAGGGAGGAGAAAAUUUCAGUGUUGGACAGAGGCAGCUGUUAAGUCUUGCCAGAGCAUUAUUGCGAAGGUCGAAAAUUCUUGUUCUAGAUGAAGCUACUGCAGCUGUUGAUGUUAGAACUGAUGCACUUAUCCAGAAAACCAUUCGUGAAGAAUUCAAAUCCUGCACAAUGUUCAUUAUUGCUCACAGGCUAAAUACUAUAAUCGACUCCAAUCGAAUUCUUGUGCUUGAUGCUGGUCAGGUUUUAGAAUAUGAUACCCCAGAGGAACUUCUAUCAAAUGAAGGAAGCGCAUUCUCCAGGAUGGUCCAAAGCACAGGGCCUGCAAAUGCUCAGUAUUUACUUAGCUUAGCACUUGGAGGUAAAGAGAACAAGUCCAGCAGAGAAGAAACCAAGCAAAGGAGAUGGUUUGCCUCUUCCCGCUGGUCUGCUGCCACUCAGUUUGCCCUGACUGUUAGCCUCACUUCUUUAGAGGAUGAUCUUCAGAUUCCACACAUGGAAGACAAGAACAAUAUUCUGAAGAAAACAAAGGAUGCAGUUAUAACCCUGCAGGGAGUUUUGGAGGGAAGGCAUGACAGAAUCAUAGAUGAGACAUUAAAUGAGUAUCAGGUCCCCACUCAUACUUGGUGGUCUGCUCUUUACAAAAUUGUUGAAGGUCUCUCUUUGAUGAGCAGGUUAGCUCACGACAGGCACCAACGUUUAGACUAUGAUUUUGAAGAAAGAUCCUUAGAUUGGGACAGUGCUGUAAUGUAAAAACAAUGACAAAAACUUCCUACUUGCAAUGUCUUGUUGAUUCAGAGAAGGGGAAUCAUCACUGGCAUAUUAUCAUUUAUGUAGAAUAUGACAUCUGUCUACAUAUAAUCAUUUAUAAAUCAACUUAGAUAAAUUAGAAAGUGUCU
Messenger RNA from Corylus avellana, 5199 nucleotides. Its product is annotated as ABC transporter C family member 12. Gene Ontology annotation, cellular component: membrane. Gene Ontology annotation, molecular function: ATP hydrolysis activity; ABC-type transporter activity; ATP binding. Lineage: Eukaryota; Viridiplantae; Streptophyta; Magnoliopsida; Fagales; Betulaceae. The record is from RefSeq and is a predicted model, not a curated record. Gene Ontology annotation, biological process: transmembrane transport.